Molecule: messenger RNA, 1688 nt
Organism: Anolis sagrei ordinatus
Lineage: Eukaryota; Metazoa; Chordata; Lepidosauria; Squamata; Anolidae
Source: RefSeq, a predicted model, not a curated record
GCCGGUCCAUCUCCGCCAUGCCUCCGCUGAGCAGACCCUGCCUCUUCCUCCUCCUCCUGCUGCCCAUCUUCCUGAGCCGGGCAAACACGGCAGAGACGCCGGGAUGCAAGAUCCGGAUCACCGCCAAGGGCCUGGAGCUGGUGAAGCAGGAGGGCCUGCGCUUUGUGGAGCAAGAGCUGGAGAACAUCACCAUCCCGGACCUUCACGGCAAAGAAGGCCAGUUCCACUACAACAUCAGCAACGUGAGGGUGACCCACCUGGACCUGCCCUUCUCGGACCUGCGCUUCCAGACCAAGCAGCACCUGGCCUUCGACAUCCGCAACGCCUCCAUCGCCCUCCGCUUCCGCCGGCAGAUCCUCUACUGGUUCUUCUAUGACAUUGGCUCCAUCAACGCCUCGGCCGAGGGCGUCCACAUCCACACGGCGCUGGAGCUCUCCAAGGACAGCAGCGGGCGCCUCAAGAUCUCCAACAGCAGCUGCAGCGCCUCCAUCGCACGCAUGAACGCCGGCUUCACCGGGACCCUCAGGAAAGUGUACCAGUUCCUGUCCGCCUUCAUCACCACGGGGAUGCGCUUCCUCCUCAACCAGCAGAUCUGCCCGGUCCUGAACCAUGCCGGCCUGGUCCUGCUCAACUCCGUCCUGGACACGGUGCCCGUGCGGAAUCCCGUGGACGACCACAUUGGGAUCGACUACUCCCUGCUGCAUGACCCCGCGGUCACGGCAAGCACCAUGGACCUGGCCUUUAAGGGCAUGUUCUUCCCCCUGCGGAGUGAGAACGCCUCGCUGCCCAACGCGGCCCCGGAGCCCGUGCUCAAGGAGACGGAGCGCAUGGUGUACCUGGCCGUCUCCGAGUACUUCUUCGACUCGGCCCUCUUUGCCUACUUCCAGGCCGGGGUCCUCAACAUGGAGAUUACGGAGGUGCCCAAAGACCUGGAGGUCCUGCUGAGAGCCUCGUUCUUUGGGAGCAUCGUCAUGAUGAACCCGGAGGUGAUGGACGCCCCGCUACUGCUGCGGCUGCAGGCCUCCUCGGCCCCUCGGUGCAGCAUCCAGGUCUCCGGGAUGUCCGUCUCCGUCACGGCCCUCUUCGACAUCUUCCUGGCCCCGCCAGAACAGCCCCUCGUCCAGCUCUCCAGCAUGACCAUGGAAGCCCGGAUGAGUGCCAAGGUGGCCUUGCGCCAGAAGGCCCUCCAAGUCCAGCUGGACCUCAGAAGGUUCCGGAUCUACUCCAACCAGUCGGCCCUCGAAUCCUUGGCGCUCAUCCCGCUGCAGGGACCCCUGAAGACGCUGCUGCAGUUGGCCAUCAUGCCCCUCAUCAAUGAGAAAACCAAGAAGGGCGUCCAGAUCCCGCUUCCGGAAGGGAUGGACUUCAUGAAGGAAGUGGUCACCAACCACAUGGGCUACCUCACCAUCGGCGCCGACCUCCAUUUCUCCAAAGGGCUGCGAGAGGUCAUUGAGAAGUACCGGACGCCCGCCUCCAUGGCCGCUUAAGGGCAGCCUCGGCCACACUUCCUUCCUCUCUUCCUCCCUUCCUUCCUUCUUUUCACCAGCACUUCCUCAGCUCAAAGGACCGAACCCACCCAGGGACCCCUCCUCACUCGAUUCGGGACCAAAAGCAGGCACGGCAAGGACGGCACGGCAAUGCCCGCAGCCCUGCCUCGGACCAAAACCAAUAAAGAAGUUUAGAUUUGA